CAAGUCGUAUAGAAUUGAGGUACGAAAUGUGGCGCUGUUUUGCGGAACAUAAAACUACAAUCUUUUGAAACAUCUGCUUUAUAAAUUUAGCUGAUUUUGCAUUCAGUUGGAGGAAUAUAAUAAUAAAGUGCCACCAAAACGUGCAAAACAGCUUGCAGCAUUUUUAUCACCGCGCUCAUCAAUGGCAAUUGACAGCAAUGGGCACCACAUCGUAUGUCUAAUCACCUUGGUAGAAGUAAGCGUUUUCGCGAACCGACAAGCGAUAGAUUGCAAACAUAAACAUAAAUCGGCGUGUUAUUUCGCUUUCUUUCCUUUGCACCAGAAAAAAGCCCGAAAAUGGUGAAACUUACACCAGAUCUAAUAAAUCAGUCCAUGCAGUACAUGAACCCGUGUCGCGAUCGAGAGCUAGACUUACGGGGGUACAAAAUACCACAGAUUGAGAAUAUGGGUGCGACGCUGGAUCAGUACGAUACGAUCGACUUUUCCGACAACGACAUCCGCAAGUUGGACGGUUUUCCGCGCCUGGCCAGAUUGAAGUGUCUACUUCUGAACAACAACCGGAUUGUGAGAAUUGGUGAAAACCUUCACGAAUCCCUUCCCAACCUUCAGAGUAUCAUUCUGACCGGCAACAACAUCCAGGAGCUCGGUGACUUGGAACCUCUGACGAAGCUGCCGAACCUCGAGACGCUCAGCUUGCUGACGAAUCCCGUAUCCACCAAGCAACACUACCGUGAGUAUGUUGCUUUCCGUUUCCCCAACCUACGGCUGCUAGAUUUCCGCAAGAUCCGGCAAAAGGAGCGCGAAGCAGCGAACCUACUGUUCAAGUCGAAGAAGGGCAAAGAAAUGCACAAAGAAAUCGUUCGGAAAGCGAAACGAGCGUUGCCGGCCGGUGCACUCGGCGAAUCAUCGCCGGAGAAGCAGGCCGUCCAGAAUGCGAGCCCGGCCGACAUUCAGAAGAUUAAGGAAGCCAUCAAGCGAGCGACGAAUCUGCACGAAGUCGAACGGCUUAAUCGCAUGCUACAGUCGGGUCAAAUUACCGGCGACAUACUGAACGGCGCUAACGGUUCUGAAGCCGAGUAAAAGCUCCGAUUCGAACAGAUACAAUACACGAUACAGCUGGUCGAGAAGGGCGUGAAAUAUACUGAACAAAAGAUUGAAUUACACCAUUA
Anopheles gambiae (African malaria mosquito) is the source of this 1169-nucleotide messenger RNA. It is a transcript of the gene U2A, whose product is annotated as probable U2 small nuclear ribonucleoprotein A'. The coding region runs from base 337 to 1080 and encodes 247 amino acids. Lineage: Eukaryota; Metazoa; Arthropoda; Insecta; Diptera; Culicidae. The record is from RefSeq and is a predicted model, not a curated record. Gene Ontology annotation, cellular component: U2 snRNP. Gene Ontology annotation, biological process: mRNA splicing, via spliceosome. The transcript has 4 exons. Gene Ontology annotation, molecular function: U2 snRNA binding; protein binding.